Messenger RNA from Daldinia decipiens, 669 nucleotides. RefSeq lists its product as uncharacterized. The record is from RefSeq and is a predicted model, not a curated record. NCBI's taxonomy places the organism in Eukaryota, Fungi, Ascomycota, Sordariomycetes, Xylariales, Hypoxylaceae. The transcript has a single exon. Bases 1 to 669 code for a protein of 222 amino acids.
AUGGAAGACCGCCGCGGUAGCGCUGCCGACUCCGGCAGCACCAUAUCCUUCUACGCUACUCCUGCUCAGAACCCACAAACAACCGCUCGUCCUCAAAUAUGGAUGUUGCGCAGAGACCCAGACCUCGGAAGCGAUUGCUUCUCUAAGCGGGACUCUAUCGUGAUCCGGGACAGCGUCGCAUACCCCUCCGAAUCGAGCUUCGAAGACACGAUCAUCAAGGGCACGGCGCAGACGGGUCAGCGGAACCCAAGCAAGCCACAGCUGAUCGACCUCGAUCAUAUACGGCGCAAGAUGCGGAGCGCAACAACGCGGCGGGGGUCGCAGCGGAGCACCAGGACAGACACAUCCACCCUGUCGCUAGGGUGUUGGCUUUCCGACAUGCGCCCCCCGGAGCAUAUUAUGCUCAGCCCCAUAACUAGCCAGCGAGCUGUAACGGAGAUGUACCACGAAAGCCAGAGCGAUAUCGUACUGCAUUCCAGAGUUCGAGCCUCUUCCCUACGGGAACGGGAAACGACGUUGCGAUUUCAAAGCGGAACACGAGGCGGGCAAUCUAGCGAGACUAUUGGGAACACUCCCCACGAGAGCGAGCUAUCAGGUUACACCCUGACACAACAUGGUCUCCAGCCCAAGCAUAGCUUCAUGCGCGCGCUGUGUUGUCUGCCAUAUUGA